UUAAAAAAAAGAGUGAAUGUUUCGGGUAUACCGAAUGGCGAAUAUUGUUUCUCUCAGGUUUCACACGUGCUUAAUUAUUAAUUAACUUUAUUAAUUUGUGGAUUUUAGAAGAUUGUAAUAAACAAUAGUAUAUACCGAAUUUAUUCCAAAAAACGCCACGCCGGUUAGAUGGGUCGUAAAGCUAAAUUCGAUGAAACAAAAAAGGUGAAGAAAGGUCCUGGAAGAAAAGCACGUAAACAGGGCGAACCUGUGUUUAAAAAAGGCCUUAUUGAUGAUAACAAAGAAGAAAAACAUCUAAGCCAUAGACAGAAGCAGAGAGCUGCACGUCGGGCUAAAAAGAAGAAGGAACUAUUAGAAAAAAGGAAAGCUCUAAAAGAGGCAAAGAAAAAUGUUGCCAAACAACAAGAAAAAGAGAUUCCAGACGAUUCUGAGGAAAACGCAGAUGUUGAAAACGUCAAAGGGUUCACGGAUGACAACAAGGAAUGGUUAACACCAAAACAGAAAGGUAAUAAGAAACCUAAGGAAUAUGAGACAGACAGUGACACUGGGGAGGAGGAUGAUUCUGAUGAUGAGCAGGAGAAUGCAUCAGACGAGGAGCAGGACUCAGAUGCUGAGGAUAAAGUUCAAGCGAAGUCUGGCAAAGAACAGUAUAAGGUUGGCAAACUUGAUGAUUUAUUUGAAGAUUCUGAUGAGGAUGGUGGAGAAAACGAACAACAAUCAGAAGAUGAUGAAACAAGCAAGAUGACCUAUGAUUCAGAUUCAAGUGAGCAAAAUGAAGAUGAAAAUGAUAGUGAAGAUGAUGAUGAUGAUGACAAGUUACCCAUUGAGAAAGCUAACAUCAAAUUAAAAAAGAAAAAAAAGUUAGACCAAAAACUAGCUGAUGAAGAGUUGCAGCUAAAUAUUGCUAAACAGGAUGUGUUUGCAUUUCCAUCUGAAGAAGAAUUGCAAAAUCCCACCAGUUUACAAGACAUUCAUCAAAGAAUCAAAGAUAUAGUCACAGUCUUGAAUGAUUUUAGAAAACUGAAGGACGAGAGCAGAUCUCGUUGUGAAUACACAGAACUUCUUCACAAAGAUUUGUGCAUGUAUUACAGCUAUAAUGAAUUUCUCAUGGAAAUUCUUAUGCAAAUAUUCCCUGUUCAGGAGUUAGUAGAAUUUCUAGAAGCAAGUGAAGUGGCCAGACCACUGACAAUAAGAACUAAUAGCCUUAAGACCAGACGGAGAGAUUUAGCUCAGGCACUUAUAAACAGAGGUGUCAAUUUGGACCCAGUCGGAAAAUGGAGUAAAGUAGGACUGGUAGUGUAUAGUUCUACAGUACCAAUUGGUGCUACACCUGAAUACUUAGCUGGCCACUAUAUUUUACAAGGGGCAUCCAGUUACUUGCCUGUAAUGGCUCUAGCUCCACAAGAAAAUGAAAGAAUUUUGGACAUGUGUGCAGCUCCAGGCGGUAAAGCAUCUCAUAUAGCUGCUAUAAUGAAAAAUACUGGUGCUUUAUUUGCCAAUGAUGCAAAUAAAGAUAGAACGAAAGCUAUUGUUGGUAACUUCCACAGACUGGGAGUUGUAAAUGCAAUUGUAUGCAACUACGAUGGACGAGAAUUCCCAGAAGUGAUUAAAGGGUUUGACAGGGUAUUGCUAGAUGCACCCUGCACAGGUACUGGGGUUAUAGCAAAAGAUCCAAGUGUUAAAACAACAAAGGAUCAAAAAGAUAUACAGAGAUGUUUCAAUUUGCAAAGACAACUUCUAUUAGCUGCUAUAGAUUGUUGUAAUGCAAAGUCAAGCACAGGUGGUUAUAUAGUGUAUUCAACUUGUUCUAUUUUGCCUGAGGAAAAUGAAUGGGUAGUAAACUAUGCAUUAAAAAGAAGGAAUGUUAAACUGGUGCCAACAGGUCUUGACUUUGGAACUGAAGGUUUUAUGAAGUACAGGCAUCACAGGUUCCAUCCAUCACUGAAACUAACAAGGCGAUUCUAUCCCCAUACCCAUAAUAUGGAUGGAUUCUUUGUAGCCAAGCUCAAAAAGUUCUCAAAUGUUAUUCCUGAACCAGUUAAAGAUGAGGAUGAUGAAGAAGAAAAAGGAGAUGGUGAAUUGAAUCUAAAUGGCGACGUUACAACAGACUUACAGUCAAAGUUAUCGAAUGUUCCUGUCAAAAGGCCUGCAGAGACUAAUAAAGUGGAACCUCAGAGCAAAAAGAAUAAACCUAACAGCGGUGAAAAUGUAAAUAAAACGGCGAAUAAGAAUUCAACCGAAAAUAUACCGAAAAACAAGAAGAAACCUAACAAGAAAAAUAAGAAUAAAUCUGCUGAAACUCUUCAAAGUAGUGAAAAUGUAAAACAAAUUGAGGCUGAAACAAAUAAAAGCCAGGGUGACAAAACUCUCCAAGAGGAACAGGCAGUAGUUGUAGAAAAUACUGUAAAGACAAAAAUUGUUCAAGAGUCUAAAAAAGAUUCAAAUACUUUGAUUAAAUUCAAUAAGGAUACCAGUAAUAGCAGUCCCAAUAAAAAGAAGAACAGGAAUAAAAAGAAAAAUAAACCAGCUGCAGCAGUAAUUACAGCUAAAGUGGCCACUAUAAGUGAUGAAAAACUAACAGACAAAAUACAAAUUGCAGCAUCAAAGAAACUAAAGAAUAAAAUGAAAAAGAAACAGAAAAAAGUUGGUCAAUUGAAUGGAAAAAAGGCUAAUAAACCGAAAGUCGAUGACAAACCUAAGACAUUCAAGAAAAAUAAAAUGAAAUCAAAAAAUUGAUGUUGAAUAGUAAAAUUAUUAUGACACAAU
Molecule: messenger RNA, 2766 nt
Organism: Pararge aegeria (speckled wood butterfly)
Lineage: Eukaryota; Metazoa; Arthropoda; Insecta; Lepidoptera; Nymphalidae
Product: 25S rRNA (cytosine-C(5))-methyltransferase nop2
Exons: 6
Coding region: 169-2736 (855 amino acids)
Biological process (GO): rRNA base methylation; maturation of LSU-rRNA
Cellular component (GO): nucleolus
Molecular function (GO): RNA binding; rRNA (cytosine-C5-)-methyltransferase activity
Source: RefSeq, a predicted model, not a curated record